This is a messenger RNA of Amborella trichopoda, 2270 nucleotides long. RefSeq names its product protein KINESIN LIGHT CHAIN-RELATED 1. The record is from RefSeq and is a predicted model, not a curated record. Gene Ontology annotation, molecular function: protein binding. Lineage: Eukaryota; Viridiplantae; Streptophyta; Magnoliopsida; Amborellales; Amborellaceae.
AAAACAAAACAAAACAAAAAAAUGCUGAUACUGCUGGUCCAUCACCUUAAAGCAAUCAAAGGAAAAGUCCUACCUCCUCCCAUUUGAAAGACUUAAUGCACCAAAUAAAGCAAAAAUAGGAAAGAAACUUCUCCCUCCCAUUUUCACCUUUCCCACACCCUUCAAAACCCCUUCUCUGCAACUAUCUCACACAACACCUACUCCUCUCUCUCUCUAAAAUCUCCACGGCAUGCCUGGCUUAGUCUCUGAAACCCCAAAAAUGGCGUCGAAAACGUCGCCAGAUCCAAACACUCCAUCACCUGCAAAGUCCAAACCCUCUCCUUCCAAAAAGUCGUCAAUUUCUCCUUCCUCCCAACAGAAGAAGAGACUCUCUCUCACUGCAGUUGAGCAUGAAGAGGAGUUAGGUCUCGACAACCCUGAUCUCGGUCCCUUUCUUCUUAAACUCGCCCGCGACUUAAUUGCCUCUGGGGACAACCCCUCCAAGGCCCUCGACUGUGCUGCGCGUGCUGCCCGGUCAUUUGAGCUCUGCAAUGCAGAAAGCCCUAGCCCUAGCCUUGACCUUGUGAUGGCUCUCCAUGUUCUUGCUGCCAUCCACUGCGGCCUUGGCCAGUUUGCUGAGGCCGUCCCCAUCCUCGAGCGAUCCAUCUCGAUUCCAGACCCUAACUUGGGGCCGGACCACGCUCUCGCUGCCUUCUCCGGCCACAUGCAGCUCGGCGACACCUAUGCGAUGCUCGGCAGUCAAGAUCUCGCAAUCAAAAGCUACACUCUGGGCCUUGCGGUCCAGAAAGAGGCCUUAGGAGACACCGACCCUCGUGUCGCCGAAACAUGUCGGUAUUUGGCUGAGGCACAGGCCCAAAUCAUGCAAUUGCCUGCGGCAGCCGAGCUUGUGAAACAUUGUCUGGCAAUUCAUAAGGAGCACAGCGCCCCUGCCUCAGCCGAGGAAGCCUCCGACAGGCGGCUGAUGGCUUUAAUUUGCGAAGCCAUGGGGGAUCACGAGGCUGCACUCGAGCAUUUGGUCCUCGCAAGUGUAGCAGCAGCGGCAAACGGGUUUGAUGAGGAGGUUGCUGCUAUUGAUGUUAGUAUUGGGGAUUCUUAUUUGGGGAUGGGAAGAUACGAUGAGUCGGUGUUUGCCUACCAGAAGGCUCUGACAGUAUUCAAGGCUGCGAGGGGGGAGAACCAUUUGUCGGUUGGCACGGUGAUGGUGCGGCUGGCCGAUUUGUAUCAGAGAACGGGGAAGAUGCGGGAGGGAAGGUCCUACUGUGAGAGCGCCCUGCGGGUCUACGCCAAGCCAGUGCCAGGAACCGCGACAGAGGAUGUAGCAGCAGGGCUGGCCGAGGUGGCAGCUGUGUAUGAGGCCAUGGGCGAUCUCGAUGAGAGCGUAAAACUCUUGCAAAAGGCAGUGCGAAUGAUGGAUGGCUCAGUCGCACCAGGUCGACAGGGCCAAGUUGCAGGCAUCGAAGCCCAGAUGGGGGUGGUCUAUUAUAUGGUUGGAAGGUAUGGGGAUGCAUAUGAUACGUUUAAGGUUGUGGUGGCAAAGAUGAGGGCAGGUGGAGAGGCAGGCUCUGCCUUUUUUGGGGUGGUUUUGAACCAGAUGGGGCUGACAUGCGUACAAAGGUUUGAAAUAAAGGAAGCGGUUGAGCUGUUCGCGGAGGCAAAGGUGAUAUUGGAGAAGGAGUGUGGGGCAUUUCAUCCUGAUACAUUGGGCGUUUACAGCAACCUUGCUGCCGCUUAUGAUGCCAUGGGCAGGGUAGAUGACGCCAUUGAGAUGUUAGAGUAUGUACUCGGGGUGAGGGAAGAGAAGCUCGGAACGGCUAAUCCUGAUGUUGAUGACGAGAAGAAAAGGUUGGCUGAGCUCUUGAAAACGGCAGGAAGAGCAAGGAAUAGAAAGGCCAAAUCACUGGAAACUUUACUCGAUACCGGCUCCCAAAGGAUGAAGAAAGACGUUACAAGGAGGUGGUCGGCCUUGGGCUUUAGAAGUUAACAACCCCAGUGCAUGGUUUGCCUUGGGGGCUUUGAAGCUCUCUCUCUCUCUCUCUCUUACUCUCUCUCUCUCUCUCUCUUGUGUAAUAUAGCUUGUGUAAAGGCCACGUGAGGAAAUUUGUAGCUCCCAGCUUGUUUGAUUUUAUCAUCUAAUUUCAUGUAAUACUUAUAUUUUUUCCCCUGUUGUUCCAUUUAAUUAUUUUGUUGCAAUCAAAAUACUUGGCGUGGCACUUUGGACAAAUAAUAUUAGGUUUGGGCUCAAUUGCUUUGAUGCGAUCUUUCUUGUUGAA